AUGAACCGCAAAUACGACACCUACGUCCCCUCAGCCCUUCCCUCCGCCUCAUUAGGUCGCCGACGCCCACCAAUUGGCGAGCGUACGUUCGAACACGAGGACGGGGACGACUUAGACAAGGCGUACAAUGACUGGAACAUUCGUAUCGACAAGGAGAUCAAGGCUGUCGUAGAGGGGUUGGGUGACCUCGCCCGCCUCGCUGAUAUCGGCACACCCCCAGGAGCACAUACCCUCACGGCCAUGCAUCUCAAGCUCAAGACUGCGUCGCUGAUCCGCGCGUCCCAACAACUGCGAGACACGGCACAUGAACUAAGCCUUGCGCUCGCGCUUGGUGACGAUGUUGGGGCGGCAGUGCGGAGGGACGAGGAAGUCGGCGCGCUGCGUGCGGAAGUUGAGCGGCUGCGUGAGGAGAUUGCGAACGAGGUCGGCGAACGCGCAGACAAGGGAGGGCUCGGGGAAGGUGAGAGCGCGGCUCCUGCUCUAGGAGAACAAAGCAAGAAGGAAGACAGCGCCGCGAUGGUCGUCGACGACGACGACAACGACGAGUUCGAGGAGGUCUAG
This is a messenger RNA of Cutaneotrichosporon cavernicola, 561 nucleotides long. RefSeq lists its product as uncharacterized. The record is from RefSeq and is a predicted model, not a curated record. The transcript is spliced from 2 exons. Lineage: Eukaryota; Fungi; Basidiomycota; Tremellomycetes; Trichosporonales; Trichosporonaceae. Bases 1 to 561 code for a protein of 186 amino acids.